AUGAGGUUACAAUCAAGCUCUUCGAACAAUAAAGUUUUCGAAUUAAAAGAAUUUUCAGAAUGGUUAUUAAGUAUUAGUGACGAUAGACUUGGUGACCCUAAUGAUGGAGAAGCAUUGAUUGAAGUGCCAAAUGAUCUACUCAUCAAAGAUUUCACUAAUCCUCUUGCUGCUAUUGUUGAAAGCACAUAUCCGAAUCUAUUAGAUGAUUUGUAUGAUGUGAAUUACCUUCAAAAUAGAGCCAUUCUCGCUCCGGCGCUUGAAAUCAUUGAAAUGGUUAAUGACUAUGUAAUUUCAUUAAUUCUCGGAGAAGAAAGGGUGUAUUUGAGUUCUGAUAGUGUUUGUAAUGCUGAUGGAGAUAUUGAUUUCCAAGAAAAUUUACAUACUCCAGAUUUUCUUAACAGUAUUCGGUGCUCUGGAGUACCUAACCACAAACUUAAAUUUAAGGUUGGAGUUCUUGUAAUGUUAUUGAAGAACGUAGAUCAAUCAUCUGGUUUAUGCAACGAGACAAGGCUAAUUAUCACUCAGUUGGGCAAUCAUGUCAUUGAAGCAAAAGUUAAAUCAGGCAACAAUAUUAGGAUGAAAGUUUUUAUUUCACGAAUGGUUAUGACUCAAUUAGAUUCAAGAUGA
Messenger RNA from Asparagus officinalis (garden asparagus), 627 nucleotides. RefSeq lists its product as uncharacterized. NCBI's taxonomy places the organism in Eukaryota, Viridiplantae, Streptophyta, Magnoliopsida, Asparagales, Asparagaceae. The transcript has a single exon. The record is from RefSeq and is a predicted model, not a curated record. The coding region runs from base 1 to 627 and encodes 208 amino acids.